AUGCUUCCGGUCAAGAGCUCUCAAAUGCCGGACAUUUCUGCGCUCUCUAUCUCCUCGAUGUCGGAUUACCACAAUUUCGAUUUCCCGGGCAAAGACGCGCAACGUGAAGCGGUGCUGGAUCUCAUCGACCAGCAGGGCUUCAUCCCCGACGACGUGGUCGAACACGAAGUCCAAUGGUUCUACGAUGCGUUGGGAAUCGACGACCUUUUCUUCUCGAAGGAAUCCCCUGAAAUGAUCGCCAACAUCAUUCACACCUUGUACGCGUCCAAAAUACAGUCCUUUGCCAAACUCAACAUUGCAGGAAACACCAGCGGCGAACCUGCAACUCCCUUGGCCGUGGAGGCAUCCCAAACCGGCGGGUUCUCCGUCAAGACCCAAGUGAUCACCGACACGCACUCGGUUUUCAUGGAAACGGGCCACCAGCUCGACGAAAAGAUCGAUUCCAUGCUUCUCGAUAGUCCCAAGAACCGCUACAGACUCAUCUCCUACACCGCAGAAAACGAUUUGAAACUCACGUUUGUGUAUCGCACGAUUUUUGCCCACGAACCCGCGGCGUGUCCCAAACUUUCUGCGGAACAGCUUUCCAACGGAGAGAUCGAUGCUAUCAGCGAUCUAACCAUGUCCCAAGUCACCUCCAAGGAAAACAAGAAACUUUACGGUCUCAUCAUGCAGCAGAUGCACCAACGCGAAGGUCCUAUCAUCAAGACGCUGCAUUCCGUUGCAGACCAGGACGAGGUUCGUAUUGUAGUCGGUUUCAAACGUGGCACUACUAAGAGCUACUACACCGCCCUGUCGUCUUUGCUGCACUACUACCACCUCAAGCCAUCCAAGGUAUAUUUGGAAACGUUUGCGAACGACGUGAUGAUCUACUCGCUAUACGUUAAACAAUCACAACAAUCCCAGGAUGUUUUGAACAGUUUGUCGAUGUCCAUCCUUCAAUUCGAAAGAGAGGCCUCUUUGUUGUACUCGAUUCCAAGCAACCACUUCCAGGAUCUGUACCAGCAGAGAAGUUUCUCUCCACAGGAAGCCAUCUACGCACACAUUGGUGCCAUUUUCAUCAACAACUUCAUCAACAGACUGGGUGAAGAGUAUCAGGACCUCGUAAGCCAAGUCAAUCUUUCUUCCACCACAAACAACAGCUCCAUGCUUGAAGUAUUGAACGGGCUCAAGAAAAAGUUGAGAAACGAGACCUACACGCAGCAGGUGAUUAUUGAUGUUUUGCACAAGUACAAGGACAUUGUCUCCAAGCUUUACAAAAACUUCGCUCAAGUCCAUUACGUAUCUUCCAGUCGCAGCGGCUUUGGGAAGACAUUGUCCUACCAGAGAUUGUCGCAGCUUGAGCCCUUCGCAGACGACAACGAAUUCGAGCAACACAUAAACAAGUUCAUUCCAAAUGACUCGCCAGACAUGUUGAUUCUAGAGACUCUCGCUAAGUUCAACAAGGCCGUGUUGAAAACCAACUUCUUCAUGACAAGAAAAGUGGCGAUCUCUUUCAGACUAGAUCCAAAAUUGAUUAUGCCACAGACAGAGUUCCCAGAAACACCUUUCGGCGUUUUCUUCGUGGUGGGAAACACUUUCAAAGCUUUCCACAUUCGGUUCAGGGACAUCGCUAGAGGUGGUAUUCGUAUCGUUUGCUCCAAGACUCAGGACAUUUACGAAGUCAACUCGAAGAUGGCCAUCGACGAGAACUACCAACUUGCCUCGACCCAGCAGCGUAAAAACAAGGACAUUCCCGAGGGAGGUUCCAAGGGUGUAAUUUUGUUGAACCCUACCUUGACUUCUCAGAAACAGACAUUCGUGGCCUUUUCUCAAUAUGUGGAUGCCAUCAUCGACAUCUUGAUUCAAGACCCUCUCAAGGAAAAGUACGUUGAUAGGUUGAAACAACAGGAGAUUUUGUUCUUCGGGCCAGAUGAGGGAACUGCCACUUUUGUCGACUGGGCUACCUCUCACGCAAAGAGCAGAGGAUGUCCUUGGUGGAAAUCCUUCUUGACAGGUAAGUCACCAUCCAUGGGAGGUAUUCCUCAUGAUGUUUAUGGUAUGACCUCAUUGAGUGUCAGAUCCUAUGUGGACGCCAUUUACGAAACUCUUGGUCUACAAACCACGACGAUUAACAAGUUUCAAACUGGUGGGCCUGAUGGUGAUCUUGGAUCCAACGAGAUCCUCCUAUCUUCGCCUAACGAACAAUAUGUUGCUAUCGUUGACGGCUCGGGUGUUUUGUGUGAUCCUCAAGGUCUUGACCAAGAAUCGCUCAAAGUUCUUGCCGUGAAAAGAAGCACAGUUUCUGACUACGACAAGUCGAAAUUGAGUUCUCAAGGUUUCUUUGUGUCUGUUGAAGAGAUUGAUGUUCGGCUACCAAACGGUGUUACAGUUGCCAAUGGUACGACCUUCAGAAACAGAUUCCACUUGGAGCUUUUCAAGUUUGUGGAAAAAGUUGACCUCUUUGUCCCUUGCGGUGGUAGACCAAACUCUGUUGACAUAAACGUUUUGCAAAACUUUGUUGAUCCAAAGACUAACAAGUGCAAGAUACCUUUCAUUGUCGAGGGAGCCAAUCUCUUCAUCACGCAACCUGCCAAGAUUGCACUGGAAGCACACGGGUGCGUUUUGUUCAAGGACGCUUCUACCAACAAGGGCGGUGUGACCUCUUCCUCUCUAGAAGUGCUAGCCUCUUUAGCCUUGAACGAGCACGAUUUUAUUCACAAAUUCAUUGGUAGAGAACUAGGUAAAACCACGAUGCUCUACAAUGAUUAUGUGAAGAUCAUUCAGGAAAGAAUUGAGAAAAAUGCCCGUGCUGAAUUUGACCAGCUAUGGCAGCUAAACCAGUCCACUGGCACUUCUAUUUCAGAGCUUUCAAACAUGCUCUCUCAAACCAUCAACAAGUUGAACGAUGAGCUCAUUAUUUCAAACGAACUGUGGAUCAAUGAUCUCGAACUCCGCAACUACUUAUUGUUGCAGAAGAUCAUUCCAACAUUGUUGAUAGAUGUUGCGGGUACUGAUCAAGUGCUGAAAAACAUCCCAGAAUCAUACUUGAAAGCCCUGUUGUCAAGUUACCUGUCCAGUUCUUACGUUUACAGCUACGGCGUGGAUGUGAACAUCGGAAAGUUCCUGGAGUACAUCGGUGAGUUGAAAAGAGAGGCCAAAGGGUUUAAGUAG
Messenger RNA from Lachancea meyersii CBS 8951, 3150 nucleotides. NCBI's taxonomy places the organism in Eukaryota, Fungi, Ascomycota, Saccharomycetes, Saccharomycetales, Saccharomycetaceae. The record is from the annotation of a GenBank genome assembly.